Messenger RNA from Pteronotus mesoamericanus, 1679 nucleotides. RefSeq names its product inositol hexakisphosphate kinase 3 (gene IP6K3). Gene Ontology annotation, cellular component: cytoplasm; nucleus. The transcript has 6 exons. Lineage: Eukaryota; Metazoa; Chordata; Mammalia; Chiroptera; Mormoopidae. Gene Ontology annotation, molecular function: inositol hexakisphosphate kinase activity. Gene Ontology annotation, biological process: phosphatidylinositol phosphate biosynthetic process; inositol phosphate biosynthetic process. The record is from RefSeq and is a predicted model, not a curated record. Bases 253 to 1551 code for a protein of 432 amino acids.
CCCUCCCCAGGCCACUAUAGCCUGGCCCUCUGGGCAGACCUCUCCACCAGUGCUAUGGUGGACAGUGCCUUCUCUACAUUGGACUCUGGGAAGGCCUUCGCCCAACACCUGCAAUCAGUAGACACUGAGAGGGGCUUACUUCCCCGUGGACCCUCCCUUCUACACACUCCCCGAGACCCCACCAGGAAGGAGGCCCUGGGUCCCCACUGAGAGCCCGCAGCUAGGAAGAAAAUUAUGCUAUGACAACGACGAAUGCCAAGGAGAAGGCUGAGGACCUCUGACAGCCCUGCCUCUGUCCUGGAGCUGCUCCUUCUACCUCGGGCCAUGGUUGUGCAGGAUGGUGUGGAAGCUGGGGAUGCCAGGAUGGGCGUGCUGCUGGAGCCCUUCCUGCACCAGGUCGGGGGGCACCUGAGUGUCAUGAAAUAUGACGAGGACACUGUGUGCAAGCCCCUCGUGUCCCAGGAGCAGAGGUUCUACGAAUCCCUGCCACUGGCCAUGAAGCAGUUCACCCCACGGUACAAAGGCACCAUCACAGUUCACCUCCAAAAAGACAGCCUAGGCCACCUCAGCUUGGUUGCCAACCCACUGAAGGAGAACCGGGAGUCCUUCAAGGUCUCCUCAGGGUCAGCAGCGGCGGCGAUAUGGCAGAAGCUCCAGCAGACCACGAGCAGCAGUGGCGGCGCAGGUCCCCUCUCCCAGUGGCAGCACACCCAGCUGACACACUCGCUCGAGGAGAGCCCGGCCACGGGGCUCCUGAGGUCCGAGUUCCACCUCAGCGCCCACGUACCCUCCCUGGUGGAAGAUGCUAAUGGGAACCAGGCCGAGAGAAGGAGCUUUAACCCAUGGGGCCUGCACUGCCACCAGGCCCACCUGACCCGCCUCUGCACCGAGUACCCAGAGAACAGGCGGCACCGGUUCCUCUUGCUGGAAAAUGUUGUGUCACAGUACAAGCACCCCUGUGUCUUGGACCUGAAGAUGGGGACCAGGCAGCACGGGGACGAUGCAUCUGAGGAGAAGAAGGCCCGCCACAUGACAAAGUGUGCACAGAGCACCUCGGCCUGCCUGGGUGUGCGCAUCUGCGGCAUGCAGGUUUAUCAAAUUGAUAAGAAGCACUUUCUCUGCAAAGACAAGUACUAUGGGAGAAAACUCUCAGUUGAGGGGUUCAGACAAGCCCUCUACCAGUUCCUGCAUGAUGGAACCCGCCUUCGGACAGAGCUGCUGGGGCCCAUCCAGUGCCAGCUCCAGGCCCUCCUCUUGGUCAUCAGGAGCCAGAGUUCAUACCGCUUCUACUCCAGCUCUCUCCUCAUCAUAUACGAUGGGCAGGAGCCGCUGCAAAGAGCCCCACGUGGCCUGCAUCCUCAGGAGGCUCCUCAGACUGCUCACGGCAGCUCUCCUCUGGGUUUCCCCAAAGUUGACAUCCGGAUGAUCGACUUUGCUCACACGACAUACAAGGGCUCCUGGAAUGAGCACACCACCUAUGAUGGACCAGAUCCUGGCUAUAUUUUUGGCCUAGAAAACCUCAUCCAGAUCUUGCAGGAUAUCCAGGAGUGAGAAUAAUACUUGUUGGGCCCAUCCAGAUUUUUCUGCAGUACAGAUCUUAAAAGGGACCCACCGAUAGAAUAGUCUAGACACCCCUUAGAUGUCUUUGUAAUAAUCAUAUCUACAUCCAAAAGCCAUCA